AUGAAUAGUGAGUGGCUGGAAACGGCAUCACACAACCGAAUACACAAGUCAUGCAUGGUUCAAGGUUCCAGUUUCAUCGCAAUUCAAGGAGAUACCAUUAUUGAUCGGAAUUGCACGGUCAUAGUGGAGGAUGCAGAGGAUGAAGAUGCAAAAACGACCAAUGGGAAGACAGGUGGGAGAAUUAGGCGGCAACCAGAACUUAAAGUCGGUAAGCAGUGUUUUUUCAAGGAAGGCUGUUCGGUCAACUUAUCCCUCAAUUCACCUGAAAUGGUUAUUGGUUCGUGGUGCAUUAUUGGGAAUAACUCAGUAUUGAGGGAUUGUGCAGCCAUCGGCAGUCGGGUGAUCAUUGGUAAGGACUGCCGAAUUGAUGCUGACUGUACAAUUUGUGAUUGCUGUAUAAUAGAGGAUGGUGCACAUCUUCCCUCUCAGUUUGUGGUGCCCUCAUUGACAAAAGUGAGUAAGAACUUGGAGUUCACGAGUCUCGACCCAUGUUACAGAAGAUUGAAUGAAGAAACGGUUAAGAAUGAGCUUCUAUUGGGAAAGAUGGCGUGGUAG
This is a messenger RNA of Brettanomyces bruxellensis, 555 nucleotides long. RefSeq lists its product as uncharacterized. Bases 1 to 555 code for a protein of 184 amino acids. Lineage: Eukaryota; Fungi; Ascomycota; Pichiomycetes; Pichiales; Pichiaceae. The record is from RefSeq and is a predicted model, not a curated record. The transcript has a single exon.